AUGUCAGCUACAGGAACAAAACGAUUCAAUGCAAACACUGGACCAGUAACUCCCGGGAAGCAAUCCUCAGUCAAGGAACCAUAUGGUAAGAAUCCGGGAUGCACAACAAGCUGUGGUAUGAGGCUACCGAGGAAAACAGAAUGCACAGCAGCAAGACUGGUUAAACAUGUCAGCUGUAACUUCGUUAAAGGCUUACGACUGGUGGUGAUGAGGACGAAGAAGAAGAAGAGAUCUCCACCAUUGAAGAAGGCUUCUUCUUCUGGUAUAUCUCAGCCUUCGGUCAUCUCUGUUGCUAAUGAUAGUCAAAGAUCAGAGGCUAUAGAAGACUGCAUACAAUUCAUAAACUCCUCUUCCUCCUUCACAAGAUCAAGUUCUACCAGUGGCCGUAAAUCUUAAGUUCUGUCAUGCCUUUAAGUUUAGGAAACUCUUUCUUGGUCACUACGCAAUAGCAUAUUAGAGAAUUGCGUGUAUUCUGUAUGAAAUAAUAUAUAUAGAGAGAUGAAGAGAGAUUUUAAGUAAUCUUGAGAAACGUGGACAGUGUGAGCUUCCGUUUUAUGUACAAAAGAUUAACCGUAUAGCUUCAUCUACAUAUUAUUAUGCUUUGGCC
Camelina sativa (false flax) is the source of this 607-nucleotide messenger RNA. Lineage: Eukaryota; Viridiplantae; Streptophyta; Magnoliopsida; Brassicales; Brassicaceae. The record is from RefSeq and is a predicted model, not a curated record.